Rotaria socialis is the source of this 585-nucleotide messenger RNA. The record is from the annotation of a GenBank genome assembly. NCBI's taxonomy places the organism in Eukaryota, Metazoa, Rotifera, Eurotatoria, Philodinida, Philodinidae.
AUGCAUUCUUUCUACUUUGCUCUUUUCUUGCUUACUUUACUUUUUGCAUAUGAUCAUACAUAUGCUGAUGAUAAAACAAGCGCAAAAGUUAGAAAAGAUCCCAGAGAUUUCACUGAAAAUGAUGUUAACAAUCUAUUUGAACAAUGGGAGGAAAAUGAUGAAGAUGUUUUACCUGAAGAUGAACGACAUGAUUUUCAUAUACGUCAUCCAUAUGGUAAACAUAAGCCACCCUCGUUUACACCGGAGGAUUUAGCUGGACAAGAUCGAGAUAAACUGAUAAAGAUGUCGAAAAAAGGGCAAACUGUGAUGAUGUUUGCGUCUGUUUCUGGUAACCCUACACGACGAGAAACAGAAGAAAUAACACAGAUAUGGUGGGCAGCUUUGAAAAAUGCUUUAUACGAUGUAGCUAAAUAUAUUGUUGAUGAUAGUCGAGUUUUAUUUCUUUUACAAGAUGGUUCACAAGCAUACGAAGUUAAAGAUUAUCUUGUUCAACAAGAUCGAUGCCAAGAAGUAACUAUUGAUAAUCGACCAUAUUAUGGAAAAGGAGCAAAAACUAGCCAAAAAGCAAAUGUUCAAGAUUUAUGA